Molecule: messenger RNA, 1563 nt
Organism: Elgaria multicarinata webbii
Lineage: Eukaryota; Metazoa; Chordata; Lepidosauria; Squamata; Anguidae
Product: olfactomedin-4-like
Exons: 5
Coding region: 1-1563 (520 amino acids)
Biological process (GO): signal transduction
Source: RefSeq, a predicted model, not a curated record
AUGUCGGGCCAGUUGGCGGGUGUUCUGCGAUUGCACAGUGGUGGCGGCAGCAGGGUAGAGACGGCCGAGCUACGUGAAGGCGGGAGAGGCUCCUGGGAGGAUGUGCUGGACUACCACUCCCAGCAGGCAGAGGAAGAGAACCAGCCAGGUGGGCUUUCGACGGCUCCGCUAGAGGGCAGCGGCUGCCUCUCUGUACGCCGUCUGGGCCUUUGCAUGGGGCUCUUGCGCCUUGGACUCAAGUCAUCCGCCGCCUGGUUCUUGCAGGUGGUUUCCAGCAUCAAUGGGUCCGUGGACGACCGUGGGAUCUGCCACUGCUCUGUGCUCGUGCCACAGGAUGCCUUCCCAGUCAAACGGGUGGAGGUUCUGGAGGUGCAGGCACGCUCGCUCACCCAGAGGUGCGACAUACAGCUCACCAAGAUGACGAAGUACAUUAAAGUCAUUAAUGGCUACGGGCAGAAGAUCCUUAACCUGACGGAGCGGGUGGAGCACAUGCACAAGAGCCAAGUAUCCUACACAGAGCUGGGCUUUGGGACGCUGAAGCUGGAAAUCCAGGAGAUGGAGACCCUGAUCAGCCAGCUCAAGGUUUCCAUGGGUGACAGCAACGUGGUCAUCCAGCAGCUCUACGUGGAGAUCAAGAACAUCAGCCUGAUGGUGACUCAUCUGGAAAGCCUGGACAAGAACAACAUCCUGGCCAUUCGCCGGGAGAUUGUGGCUCUGAAGCAAAGGCUGAAGGAGUGUGAAAAUCCGGAAUCCGUUCAACCAGGUUCCUGUAACCAUGGUGGCCUUUUCAACAUCAGCAAGCCUUAUCCCAUCCAGUGGAACUGGAGAGGACCUAGCUACCCGUACGGAGUUUGGGGCAAAGACUACUCGCCUGACAACCCAGAAAAUGAAGUCUAUUGGGUGUCCGCUCUGGAUGAUACGCGACUCAUGCAGCAUAUUCAUCUUUACUCUUCCUAUGAUAAUUUAUUGUUGAAUAGAUCGUCUAAGACCUUUGCUUACAAAUAUGGGCAAGGAACUGGAGCAACUGCUUAUAAGCAUUUCCUGUACUUUAAUUGCUAUAACACCAAUAACGUGUGCAAAUUUGAUUUAAAAUCUAACUCGGUGGUUUUGAGGAAGGAGCUUCCAGGGGCGGCCUUCAACAACCGCUUCUCCUACGCCGGGGUAGCCUGGCAAGACAUAGACCUCCUCGUGGAUGAGACCGACUUAUGGGCUGUUUAUUCCACAGAGGCAAAUACCGGUAACAUAGUGAUUAGCAAGCUCAACGAGGAAACCUUGGGAGUGCAGAAGACCUGGUACACGCAGCAGCACAAGCCCUCUGUGUCCAGCGCGUUCAUCAUCUGUGGGGUCCUUUACGUCACUCGCUCCAAUAACACAAAGCAAGAAGAGAUCUUCUAUACUUUUGACACCCGCACUGGGAAGGAGGGUCGGGUCAGCAUCCUGAUGGACAAACCGUUUGGUACGGUGCAGGGUCUGAACUACCACCCCGCAGACCACAAGCUCUAUGUCUACAAUGAUGGCUUCUUGAUUAAUUACCAAGUGGGCUUCCGAUGGGCCGCCCCGUGA